Molecule: messenger RNA, 13140 nt
Organism: Pristis pectinata (smalltooth sawfish)
Lineage: Eukaryota; Metazoa; Chordata; Chondrichthyes; Rhinopristiformes; Pristidae
Gene: dnah2
Product: dynein, axonemal, heavy chain 2
Exons: 83
Coding region: 1-12993 (4330 amino acids)
Biological process (GO): microtubule-based movement
Cellular component (GO): dynein complex
Molecular function (GO): dynein light intermediate chain binding; dynein intermediate chain binding; ATP binding
Source: RefSeq, a predicted model, not a curated record
AUGUGGACCCCAGAGCACGACCAGAUGCUGAGCGAGUUUGUUCGAGAUGUGACUCGGAGGGUUCUGACUGUGUACAUGGAUCAGUACGCUGGGCUGCAGGUGGUCCUUGGCACACCUGCACAGGCCACAGAUUACCUUAUCUACUUCAUCCGGAAGGAGAAAGCUGAGAUUGACCGGGAUAACUUCACUCACGUGGUGCAGUUUGGCAGCAUCCGAGAUGGACACCUGGAGAGCCUGCUGAGGCACAUGCAGGGCAUCUUCGCAGCCCAGUUCUUUGAAAAUCACAUGUGGCCCGAAGGCAUCAAGGACAAUUUUUCAGCGCACUUGCACAAGUUCCUUGCCAGCCUUACAGAUGCUCGGCACAAGUUGGAUGGCCACACGGUCCUCUACAUCCCACAGGAGAGCUUGAAACUGACGCCAGCACAAGCAGCAAAGGACAAGGAGCUGGUACAGAGACUGGAGACCGCCGUUGUCCAUUGGACUCGUCAGAUUAAAGAUGUGCUCAGUGCACAAGAGGCCAUAGAUACCGGGGAGAUCCUUGGACCACUGGAAGAGAUUCAGUUCUGGCGGAACCGCUGUGAUGACCUGUCGGGAAUUGGUUUCCAGCUCGAUAAACCUGGAGUCAAACACAUCCAGUCCAUCCUCGAGCUCUCCAAGUCCUCUUACAUUGCUCCCUUUCUCAAACUUGCUAAGCUUAUCCAGGAUGGGCGUGCUCAGGCCCAGUCCAACCUCAGCUUCCUGGCCUUACUCAAUGUCCCCUGCCAGGAGCUAACCACUCUGAAGGUCAAAGACAUACCACCCAAGCUGCCUCACAUCCUCAACCUUGUCCGAGUCAUCUGGAUCAACUCCAAGUUCUACAACACCCGGGACCGUAUCACUGCACUCUUCCGCAAAGUAUGUGACUGCCAAGAGUUGUUUGCCCGCCGGGAUGAAGGGAAGCAGACACCACUUCCAUGUUUUGGAGGACAUCGCGGCCCUGAAAUAACACGGGGUCUACUGGAGAUCGAGGCCACGUUCAACAAGAUCCUACAAAUGCUGAAAAACUCUCAGACUGAGAUUCUGGAUGUUAAGAACACCUAUUGGCACGAUGACUACAGCAGGUUCCGCUCCGGUAUCAAGGACCUGGAAGUGAUGAUGCAGAACCUGAUUUCAUCUGCGUUUGAAACUGUGACCACUGUGCAACAAGGGGUGGAGCUUCUGGAUGUGUUCUACCACCUUUCCUAUCGAGAGACCAUUAAGCGGACCAUUGACAAAAAGACCGUGGAAGUCUAUGUCCUGUUCAAUGAGGAGCUAUCUCGGGUGAAUAAAGAUCUGAACAGAAAGGCAAUCUACUUGCCCCCACAGAUGCCGCGAUAUGCUGGCCAGGCACACUGGGCACGGACUCUCCGGCGCCGUAUCGAAAGGUCAAUGGAGUUUCUGACCCAGGCCACCUUUCUGCCCAAAAUCGGACUGGGGGAUGAGUCGAUAGCAUUCUACCAGUCACUGGAGCAAUCUCUGGAUGAAUUUGUACGUAAAGUCUUCACUGAAUGGACUGUUAACGUGGACCGGGACAGCAUAAAGCGUCUGGAGAGACCACUGAUGGUUCGCAAUAAUGAUGACAAUGGCCGGCUCAAUGUAAACUUUGACAUGUACCUGUUGGAGUUGUUUGAUGAAAUCCAUUAUUGGGAGCGCCUACUUUUUGAGAUCCCUCACUAUGUUAUGGAGAUCUACCAGCGCCGGGAAGACCUCAGGAAGCUCCGAGAGAGUGUUCUUCUGGUUGUGCGUGAUUACAACAGCAUCCUUGAUGGGUUAACGAAGGAACAAAGGAAUCUCUUCAAAGACAGAAUCAAAUUCCUGGACAAGAAAAUCUCCCCAGGGCUGACCAAGCUGCAGUGGUCUUCCAGAACACUGUCCACUUACUUCAUCGAUGAGUGCCGGAUGCAAGCCAGACAGCUGCAGCUGACAAUUGACGAGUACAAGGCCUCGAGUCUGCAGAUUCAAAAGUAUGCCCACCAAAUGAGUGACCUGCUGCUGGUGCAAAUCGACAGCAAGCGCACGUACAGCGACAAGGACUUUCGAGAAGCACAGGAGUCCCACCAGGAACACGUCCAGUCAAAGCUCCUAACAAUGCAUAAGGAAAUCGUAGCAAUUAUGCGGCAAACGUACCUUGUCUUCAAGAAUGAUGGAUCUGAGGUGCAGCAUCAUUGGUUAAAUUAUGCCAAGAAGGUCGACCGGUUGGUGGAAGAUGCCUUCAGACUAAACAUUAAACGGUCGCUGCUGGAGUUAUCCAAGGCCAUCAAUGGAGACCCCAAAUCCACACCCAACGCCCUCUUCAGGGUGCUGGUGGUUCUCCAGAAUGGUAUGCCAGGAAAGGUAGAGUUUUCACCCACACUAUCUAAGCUUGCCAGUAGCGUCAACAACAUCAGUGUUCAGAUUAAGAACUCCCUCGCCAUCUUCAAGCGUAUACCAGAACUACUGACCCGGAGGAAAUCUACCCUGCAAGCCAUCUUCUUAAACAUUGAGAAUGAUGAGGAGAUCAAGAAGCUCCAAGCUCAGAUCAGCAAUGGCAUGACGACCAAUGCUUCAAAUCUUCAGAACUAUUUGAAGACCUGGGAUACCUAUCGUGAGAUCUGGGAGAUCAACAAAGAUUCCUUUAUCCGCCGUUACCAGCGCCUCAAACCCGCUGUGUCAUCCUUCGAUGCUGAUAUUGCUCGAUACACAGAGGUGGCCAACAAUGUACAGAAGGAGGAGACGGUUGUGCAGAUUCAGUUUGUGCUGGUGGAUUGUUCCCCACUGAAGUUCUCCCUCGUCCAGCAUUGCAAUGAGUGGCAGAACAAGUUCACCACCCUGCUGAGUGAGAUGGCAAGCAACGUGCUGAUGGACUUGCUCGGGUUCCUAGAAGAGAAUAGAAAAAAAGUCAGCCACAUUCCACAGAACUUGGAAGAGCUGACCUCUGCUAUCCAGCUUCUGGAGAUGCUUCAGAACGAGCUCCCAAAGACCGAGGCACGCAUCCCGCCCGUUCACGAGCAGUUCAGCAUCUUGGAGAAAUACGAGUUCCAGAUAGAUGAAAGCGUCCAGUACAGACUAGAGUCCCUGAAUGGUGAAUGGAUGAACUUCCAGCAAACACUCAUUGACAGUGAGGGCACGCUGAAGAAGCACAAGGAGAAGUUCCGGACUGGCCUCAUCCACUCGGCCGAGGAGAUGAAGAAGAAGAUCCAAGGAGCCGUAGAAGAAUUUUCCACGAGAGGUCCCUUCAGCAGUGCCAUGAGCCCUGAAGCUGCACUGGCCCUGAUAGCGGAAUUGCGCAAUAACCUCAACGCCCUGAAGGAAGAGGAGAACAACAUCCGCAACGGCCUCAACGUCUUCAAGGUUGACCAGCCCUUGUCCAAAGAGUUGCAGGCCCUGGAGAGAGACCUGGAUUACCUCCAGCAAGCGUGGGAGGUCACCAAGCAGUGGGAAGAAUCGUGGGUGGAGUGGAAGGGAGAAAGGUUCAGCUCACUGAUGACGCAGGUUAUGGAGAAUGCUGCUACAGGCUACUACAGGAAACUCCACAAGCUGAGCCAGAUACUUAAGGACAGGCACUGGGACAUUGUAGCCACGUCAAAGAACAAGGUCCAGCAGUUUAAGAAAACAAUGCCCCUGAUUACCGACCUGAAGAAUCCAGCCAUGCGUGACAGGCACUGGAACGGCAUCAAGGACGAGGUGCAGAAAGUGUUUGAUCACACCAAUGAUGACUUCACCCUGGAGAGGAUCAUUGAUCUGGGCUUGGAGCAGCAUGCAGAUGUAAUCGGCAGCAUCUCAUCAGCUGCCAGCAAGGAGCUCUCCAUUGAAAUGGCUUUGGAAGGAAUAAAGAAAACUUGGGAAGUUACAACUCUUGAUCUUGUGCCUUACAAGGACAAAGGCCACUAUAAGCUGAGAGGAACUGACGAGAUCUUCCAGACGUUGGAGGAAAACCAGCUCACACUGUCAACCAUGAAGUCUUCUCCCUAUUUAAAGGCAUUUGACAAGCAGGUGGAUUAUUGGGAGCGGUGCCUCUCUCUCAUCCUGGAGGUGAUAGAGAUGAUCCUGACUGUGCAGAGGCAGUGGCUGUACCUGGAGAACAUUUUCCUCGGUGAGGACAUCAGAAAGCAGCUUCCUCAGGAGUCAGCGGAGUUUGACAGCAUCAAUGAACAGUGGAAGGUCAUAAUGCACCGCCUGGUUCGUGAACCCAAUGCACAGAGAGGAACCCAUCACCCAGGUCUCCUGGAUGCCCUCAAUGGAAUGAAUGGAAAGCUGGAAGAGAUUGAGAAGUCCCUGGACAUGUACCUGGAAACCAAGCGGCAGAUCUUCCCCCGCUUCUACUUCCUGUCCAACGAUGAUCUGCUGGAGAUCCUGGGACAGUCACGCAACCCUCCAGCAGUACAACCCCACAUGAAGAAAUGCUUCGACAACAUCAAGACUCUCAAAAUGCAGAAGGUAGUUGGAACAACAAACAAGAUGGAAGCGGCAGGAAUGUUCUCGGCCGAUGGGGAGUAUGUGGAGUUCAAACAUCCCACUCUGCUUGAGGGUCCUGUGGAGGCUUGGCUCUGUGAUGUGGAACGCACCAUGCGCUUUACUCUCAAAGAGCUACUCAAAGAGACCCGCUUGUCUCUGAAGAAAAUGCUGACCAGACGGGACAAGUGGGUGAAGGAGUGGCCCGGCCAGAUGCUGAUCACCGCCAGCCAGAUUCAGUGGACCACUGAUGUCACCAAGGCGCUGAUGUCAGCCAAAGAUCUGGAUGAUAAGAAACCUCUGCGAGUUAUUAAAAGGAAGCAGGUGAUCAUGCUGCGCAAGUAUUCCGAAGCCAUUCGAGGGAACCUGACAAAGAUCAUGCGCCUCAAGAUUGUGGCUCUGGUGACAGUGGAGGUCCAUGCCCGAGAUGUCAUUGACAAACUGUACAAGGUUAACUGUAUGGAUGUGACAGCGUUUGAUUGGCUGAGUCAGCUUCGCCUCUACUGGGACAAGGACCUAGAAGAUUGUUUAAUCCGACAAACCAACACCCAUUUCCAGUACGGCUAUGAGUACUUGGGCAACUCGGGACGCCUGGUGAUCACUCCGCUCACAGACAGGUGCUACGUGACACUGACAACAGCUCUCCACCUGCACCGAGGUGGCUCUCCCAAAGGACCAGCUGGAACAGGGAAGACUGAAACGGUCAAGGAUCUGGGGAAGGCCCUGGGCAUGUAUGUGAUUGUGGUCAACUGCUCUGAAGGCCUGGACUACAAGUCCAUGGGGCGUAUGUACUCUGGAUUGGCACAGACUGGAGCUUGGGGCUGUUUUGAUGAGUUUAAUCGCAUCAACAUUGAGGUGCUGUCAGUGGUGGCUCAGCAGAUCCUCUCCAUCCUGUCCGCUCUGUCCGCUGGGCUAACCCGCUUCAUCUUCGAAGGACGUGAGAUUAACCUUGUCUGGUCGUGUGGCAUCUUCAUAACCAUGAACCCAGGAUAUGCUGGGCGUACAGAACUGCCAGAUAACCUGAAGUCAAUGUUUAGGCCCAUCUCCAUGGUGGUCCCUGACUCCACACUAAUCGCAGAGAUCAUCUUGUUUGCAGAGGGAUUCAGCAACUGCAAGGCCCUGGCCAAGAAAGUCUACACCCUCUACUCACUGGCUAUACAGCAACUGUCCAAGCAAGAUCACUACGACUUCGGCCUCCGAGCCCUCACCUCCCUGCUCCGUUACGCUGGCAAGAAACGGCGCGACAAGCCCCAGCUGUCCGAUGAGGAGGUCCUCCUGAUGUCCAUGAAGGACAUGAACAUGGCCAAGCUCACCUCCAUCGACCUGCCACUGUUUUCUGGCAUUAUCCACGACCUAUUCCCUGGGGUGGAAACUCCAGUCUUGGAUUAUGGAAAGCUGAAGGAGGCCAUUGAGGCAGAACUGGUGGAGUCAGGCUACAAGGUCACAGAGUUCACCAUGUCAAAGGUGAUCCAACUCCACGAGACCCAGAGCUCCCGGCACUCCGUCAUGAUUGUGGGCAAGACGGGCAGUGGCAAAACGGUGGUGUGGCGCACACUGCAGGGAGCUCUGUCAGCCCUCCAUCGGAGCGGAGAGCCUUACAACCUGGUCAAGGACUAUCCUCUGAACCCGAAAGCAGUGUCACUGGGAGAGCUGUAUGGCGAGUACGAUCUGUCGACAAAUGAGUGGACAGAUGGAGUGCUCUCCAGUCUCAUGAGGGUUGCCUGUGCAGAUGAGAAGCCAGAUGACAAAUGGAUUGUGUUUGAUGGACCAGUAGACACGCUCUGGAUUGAGAGCAUGAAUUCGGUCAUGGAUGACAACAAAGUGUUGACGUUGAUCAAUGGGGAGCGGAUAUCGAUGCCUGAUCAGGUUUCUUUGCUGUUUGAAGUGGAAAAUCUGGCAGUUGCCUCUCCUGCCACUGUCUCACGGUGUGGGAUGGUUUACACUGACUACACGGACCUGGGAUGGAAGCCAUUUGUCGAGUCCUGGUUGAACAAGAGGCCCAAGGACGAGCAGGAGCAACUUCAGGAAAUGUUUCAGAAAAGCAUAGAGAAAACGCUGCACUUUAAAAAAGAUAACUGCAAGGAGCUGAUCCCUAUCGCUGAGCACUCCGGUGUCGUCUCUCUGUGCAAUCUAUACGAGACCCUGGCGACAGUGGAGAACGGGGUGAACCCUGCAGAUCCUGAUAACUACAUGCACAUGGUUUCCAUGGUCUUUGUGUUCAGUUUGAUCUGGUCCGUGUGUGCAUCCGUGGAUGAAGAAGGGAGGAAAAAGAUGGACAACUUCUUGCGCGAGAUGGAUGGCAGCUUCCCCAGCAAGGAAACUGUCUAUGAGUACUACGUUGAUCCAAAGACCAAAGUCUGGACCUCGUUUGAAGAAAAGUUGACGAAAUCUUGGCGUUAUCCCUCCAACUUGCCUUUCUAUAAAAUCAUUGUCCCCACAGUGGAUACGGUGCGUUACAACUUCCUGGUUAGCAGCUUGGUGUCCAAUCAAUGUCCCGUGCUGCUUGUGGGGCCGGUGGGCACUGGGAAGACCUCCGUUGCUCAGAAUGCACUUCAGAGCCUUGAUUCAGUUACGUGGUCAGUACUUACCGUGAACAUGUCUGCUCAGACAACAUCCAGUAACGUCCAGGAAAUUAUUGAGAGUCGCGUGGAAAAGAGAACCAAAGGCGUUUAUGUUCCUCUUGCUGGCAAAAAGCUCAUCACCUUCAUGGAUGACUUGAACAUGCCAGCCAAAGACACGUUCGGCUCCCAGCCACCACUGGAGCUGCUUCGUCUCUGGAUCGAUUACGGCUUCUGGUACGACCGGCGCAAACAGACCAUAAAACACAUCAAGGAAAUGUUUCUGAUGGGUGCGAUGGGCCCUCCUGGAGGUGGUCGAACCGUCAUCUCUCCCCGCCUGCUGAGCCGCUUUAAUCUGAUCAACAUGGCGUUUCCUGUGACCUCCCAGAUCAAGCGUAUUUUCAGCACCAUGAUAAACCAAAAACUGCAGGACUUUGAGGAACAGAUUAAACCAAUCGGUAACAUCAUCACGGAAGCCACCAUUGAGCUUUACAAUGAAGUUGUUCAGAGAUUUCUGCCGACACCAACCAGGAUUCACUACCUCUUCAACCUCCGAGAUAUCUCCAAGGUCUUCCAAGGGAUGCUCCGUGUGCACAAAGACUACCAUGACUCAAAAUCUACCAUCGUUCGCUUGUGGGUCCAUGAGUGCUUCAGGGUAUUUUCUGAUCGGUUUGUGGACCAAACAGACAUGGAACUAUUUGUGACGCUACUGAACGAGAAGUUGGGCACUUUCUUGGAUCUGACUUUCCACAACCUCUGUCCCAGUAAGCAGCCACCCAUUUUUGGUGACUUCAUGCGAGGGGAUGUCUAUGAAGACUUAACUAACUUCAAGGCACUGAAAACCUAUAUGGAGACCCAGUUGGAGGAGUAUAACGCGACCCCUGGGGUGGUGCCAAUGAGCCUCGUUCUAUUCAAAGAUGCCAUUGAACAUGUGACCCGGAUAGUGCGUGUGAUCGGACAGCCACGAGGCAACAUGCUCUUGGUUGGAAUUGGGGGUAGUGGGCGACAGAGUCUCUCCCAGCUCGCUGCAUUCAUCUCUGUCUACAACACCUACAAAAUUGAAGUCACCAAGGUCUACCGCAAGCUGGAAUUUAGAGACGAUCUCAAGAAAAUUUACAGAGAGGCUGGAGUUCAAAAUAAUCCAACAAUGUUCCUGUUCACGGACACCCAGUUAGUUGAAGAGAACUUCUUGGAAGAUAUUAAUAAUAUCCUGAGCUCAGGAGAAGUUCCAAAUUUGUUUAAAGCAGAUGAAUUUGAGGAGAUCAAAAAUACUCUGUCUGAAGAAGCAAAAAAUGAGUCAGUUCCCGAAACAAAUGAAGGAAUCUUCAAUUUCUUCAUGGAGAGGGUGCGAAGCAACCUCCACGUGGUGCUGUGCAUGAGUCCUGUUGGAGACCCCUUCAGGAACCGGGUUCGCCAGUACCCGGCGCUGGUGAACUGUACCACCAUUGAUUGGUUCUCGGAAUGGCCGCAGGAUGCAUUGCUCGAAGUGGCCGAGCGAUACCUGAUGAAGGUGGAUGUCGGAGGAUCAGAGGAGGUAAGGACUAACCUGGCACACAUCUUUGUCACGAUGCAUCGCUCAGUGAGCACAUACUCCCAGAAGAUGCUGUUGGAACUGCGGAGGCACAACUACGUCACCCCAACCAACUACCUGGAGCUUGUGUCCGGGUAUAAAAAGCUGCUGGAGGAGAAACGCAUCGAGCUCAGCAGCCAGGCGAACAAGCUGCGGAACGGGCUGUCCAAGAUCGAUGACACUCGGGAUAAGGUAGAGGUGAUGUCUGUCGAGCUGGAGGAGGCGAAGGUGAAGGUGGCCGAAUUCCAGAAGCAGUGUGAGGAGUACCUGGUGAUCAUCGUGCAGCAGAAGCGUGAAGCUGAUGAGCAGCAGAAGACCGUGAGCUCCCACAGUGAGAAGAUAGCUGCAGAAGAAAUUAAGUGUAAGAUAAUGGCAGAAGGUGCCCAGAAGGAACUGGACGAGGCGAUGCCAGCACUGCAGGAUGCCAUGAGGGCUCUGGAGUCCUUGAAUAAGAAGGACAUGACUGAGAUCAAGUCAUACGGCCGCCCUCCUGUCCUGGUCGAGACGGUGAUGCAGGCAGUCAUGAUCCUGCGGGGCUCGGACCCGACCUGGGCUGAGGCAAAGAAGGAGUUGGGUGAGCCAAACUUCAUAAAACAGCUGAUUAACUUUGAUAAAGACAAUAUUUCUGACAAGGUGCUGAAGAAGAUCGGAACAUACUGUGCACAACCGGACUUCCAGCCAGAAAUCGUCGGCCGCGUUUCUGUGGCAGCCAAGUCCCUCUGCAUGUGGGUUCUUGCCAUGGAGCUGUACGGCAGACUGUACCGUGUGGUUGAACCCAAACGGCUCCGGCUGAACGCAGCCUUGGCACAACUGGCGGAGAAACAGGCGUCUCUUGCUGAGGCACAGGCUAAGUUAAAGGAGGUUGCUGAGAAGCUGGAAAUGUUAAAGAAACAGUAUGAUGAGAAACUGGCUCAAAAGGAGGAAUUGCGCAAAAGGUCGGAGGAAAUGGAAAUCAAACUGGACCGGGCCGACAAGCUGCUGUCUGGUCUGGCGGCAGAGAAAGUGCGCUGGGAGGAGACUGUGAAGGGCCUGGAUUCAGACAUGGGCUACCUGGUCGGGGAUUGUCUGUUGGCCUCGGCCUUCCUCUCGUACAUGGGACCGUUCCUAUCCAACUACCGGGAUGAGAUAGUUACUGACAUCUGGAUGAAGGAGGUUAACGUCCGUGCCGUUCCAUACUCGCCUGAAUUUGCCUUUGCAAACUUCCUCUCGAACCCAACAACAGUGCGAGACUGGAACAUCCAGGGACUGCCAACAGAUGCCUUCUCCACUGAGAAUGGAGUCAUCGUAACCAGGGGCAACAGGUGGCCUCUGAUGGUGGAUCCACAGGGCCAGGCUCUGAAGUGGAUCAAGAACAUGGAGCAUUCCAAGGGACUGAAAGUCAUCGAUUUUCAGAUGAGCGAUUACAUGCGAGUGCUGGAAAAUGGUGUGCAGUUUGGGUCUCCCGUCUUACUCCAGAAUGUCCACGAAGAACUGGACCCAUCGCUUGGCCCCAUACUCAAUAAAUCUGUCACCAAAGCAGGUGGGCGCCUGCUGAUGAAACUGGGAGACAAGGAGAUCGAAUACAACAAGGACUUCCGAUUUUACAUCACCACCAAGUUGUCGAAUCCACACUAUGCCCCCGAAAUCUCCAGCACAACCACAAUCGUCAACUUUGCAGUGAAAGUCCAGGGCCUCGAGGCACAGUUACUGGGCAUUGUGGUGAGGAAGGAGCGGCCGGAGCUGGAAGAGCAGAAGGACUCCUUGGUCAUUAACAUCGCAGCCGGCAAGAAGAAGCUCAAAGAGCUGGAAGAUGAGAUCCUAAGGUUGCUGAACGAGGCCACAGGUUCGUUACUGGAUGACGUACAGUUGGUCAAUACCUUGCAAACUUCAAAGGUAACUGCCACAGAAGUAGCAGAGCAGAUAGAGAGCAGCGAGACCACCGAGGUGAAGAUCGACGCUGCCCGAGAGGGUUACCGCUCAUGCGCCGAGCGAGCUUCCAUCCUCUUCUUUGUGCUGAAUGACAUGGGCAAGAUUGACCCUAUGUACCAGUUCUCACUGGAUGCCUACAUUGACCUCUUCAAUCUGAGCAUCGAGAAGAGCAAACGCACUCCAAAGCUGCAGGAGCGAAUCGCCAACCUCAACGAGUACCACACGUACGCUGUGUACAGGUACACGUGCCGUGGGCUCUUCGAGAGGCACAAGCUGCUCUUCAGCUUCCAGGUGUGCAUCAAGAUCCUGGAGGUGGCUGGCAAACUCAACAUGGACGAGUACAAUUUCUUCCUGCGCGGGGGUGUGGUGUUGGACAGAGAGGAGCAGAUGGACAACCCAUGCCCUGGAUGGCUCGCAGACACCAACUGGGACAACAUCACAGAGCUCGAUAAGUUGACCAACUUCCACGGAAUUAUGAACUCGUUUGAGCAGUAUCCCAAAGACUGGAACGCUUGGUACACCAGUUCGGAGCCGGAAACUGCAGUGCUGCCGGUGGAAUGGGAGAACACAUGCAAUGAGCUGCAGCGGAUGCUGAUCGUGCGUUCCUUGCGGCAGGACCGCGUUGCCUUGUGCGUGACGUCCUUCAUCAUCAACAACCUCGGCUCCAAGUUUGUGGAACCCCCGGUGCUGGACAUGAAAUCGGUGAUCGAUGACUCCAACACCAGGACCCCACUGAUAUUUGUGCUCUCGCCAGGGGUGGACCCCACCAGCGCACUGCUGCAGCUCGCCGAGUAUUCAGGAAUGGCGAGCCGCUUCCACGCACUCUCGCUGGGCCAGGGCCAGGCCCCCAUUGCCACACGGAUGAUCACAGAGGGUGUGGCAGAAGGUAACUGGGUGUUUCUCGCCAACUGUCACCUCUCGCUGUCCUGGAUGCCCCAGUUGGAUAAGCUCAUUGAACAGCUACAGAUCCAGGAUCCACAUCCUGACUUCCGACUCUGGAUCAGUUCCAGCCCACACCCAGACUUCCCUGUCUCCAUCCUACAGAGCAGCAUCAAGAUGACAACGGAGCCACCAAAGGGCAUCAAGGCGAACAUGAAGCGAUUGUACAACCUGGUGAGCCAGCAGCAGUUCAGCCACUGCUCCAAACCCAAGAAGUACAAGAAGCUGCUCUUCGCAAUGUGCUUCUUCCACAGCAUCCUCCUGGAGCGCAAGAAGUUCCUGCAGCUCGGAUGGAACAUUAUCUACAGCUUCAAUGACUCAGACUUCGAGGUAUCUGAAAAUUUGCUCAGCAUUUACCUGGACGAAUACAACGUCACCCCUUGGGAUGCCCUCAAGUACCUGAUUGCAGGAGUGAAUUACGGGGGCCACGUGACAGAUGACUGGGACCGCCGGCUCCUCACCACCUACAUCAACGACUACUUCUGUGACAAGGCCAUCGCCACCAACUACUACAAACUCUCCAGCCUGGACAAUUACUACAUCCCCAAGGACGGAGACCUUAACUCAUACCAGGAAUACAUCAGCAUGCUGCCUGCCGUGGAGCACCCCGAGGCCUUUGGGCAGCACCCGAACGCGGACGUGGCCAGUGAGAUUGCUGAGGCCCACAGACUCUUCGAGACCCUGCUGUCCCUACAGCCACAGAUCACCACAGCCGUGGGCAGGGGCCUGACCCGGGAGGAGAAGGUUCUCGAACUCUCAGGGGACGUGUUGCAGAAGACCCCGGAAGACCUGGACUACGAAGGAACACGGGUGAUGAUACAGGAGGACAACUCGCCUUUGAAUGUUGUGUUGCUACAGGAAAUCCAGCGUUACAACGUUCUCCUCGACAUCAUCAGGACAUCGCUCACUGAGCUGAAGAUGGCAAUCCAAGGGCUGGUCGUCAUGUCUACUGACCUGGAGGAAAUAUUUAACUGUAUCCAUGAUGCCCGUGUGCCGUCUUUAUGGGAACUGGCCUACCCGUCCAUGAAGCCACUGGGAGCCUGGACCCGGGACCUGGUGCACAGGGUGGAACAGUUUGCCAAGUGGGCAGAGUCCACACACCCACCCGUCAUCUUCUGGAUCUCCGGCUUCACCUUCCCCACGGGAUUCCUCACUGCCGUGUUACAGCUUGCGGCUCGCAACAACAUGAUCUCAGUCGACUCGCUGUCCUGGGAGUUUGUCGUCUCUGUGGUCGAUGACAAUAACUUGCUGCAGCCUCCCAAGGAAGGCGUGUUCGUCAAAGGCAUGUACCUGGAGGGGGCAGGCUGGGACAAGAGGAACGCCUGCCUGGUGGAGGCAGAACCCAUGCAGCUGGUCUGUCCCAUCCCCACCAUCCACUUCAAACCUGUGGAGAACAAGAAGAAGUCCUCCAAAGGCACCUACCUCUGCCCAUGUUACUACUACUCGCAGCGGGCAGGCAGCACUCGGCACACCUCCUUCGUGGUGGGGAUUGAGCUGAGGACAGGAGACAAGCCACCCGAUCAUUGGAUCAAACGAGGCACCGCCCUCCUCAUGAGCUUGGACUACUAGAGCCGCUCCCAGCACCCAGCCCUCACCCGAUGGGCAGCCACACCGUUGUUCCAUGUGAUGGGAUCAGAAACAUUGUAAAUUUACUACUUGCCAAUAAAUGUGUUUCCACACUGCUGGGCUGCGCACGGUUAGAUUGACAACCCGGUC